AUGAAGCGAUAUUUCCAGAAAGAAGCACAACACAUUUUUACGCCACAGACAACAAUGUUUCAUCAGCAAAUCACUGUAAAUGCCAUCCUUAGCUCUGUAAGUCGACUUGAGCAGGAGAUUCCUGAGGCGGCUUGCACAACCGGUGUCUUUGAAAUUAAACUCAAGUUAAAGAUAUCACCAGAGAAUCGAUCGAAAAUGCAAAAGGGUUUAAAUCAAGGACAGAAGGUACUGUUAUUGGAUCAUUCUGAAGAAUUGCACAAAAACAUACUGAAAACUUCACCCAUUAGGACGGGAAGAGUGCGUGUUUGGAAUCCAGGAAAGGCUGUAGUCGGUAAUUGGCCCACACCACCAGUAUACAAUCAAUUUCGGUCCAUGGCUGGCAAGCUGUUUCUGGACGCCAAGGGGCCAGGCGAUUUCGGACAUAACAACAGUCAGCGGUCAGCAUACAGCUGGAGCAGCCCUAACGCAUUCACUCCAAGUCGACUACACGAUUGA
Molecule: messenger RNA, 495 nt
Organism: Opisthorchis viverrini
Lineage: Eukaryota; Metazoa; Platyhelminthes; Trematoda; Opisthorchiida; Opisthorchiidae
Exons: 2
Coding region: 1-495 (164 amino acids)
Source: RefSeq, a predicted model, not a curated record